Penicillium argentinense is the source of this 1275-nucleotide messenger RNA. RefSeq lists its product as uncharacterized. Lineage: Eukaryota; Fungi; Ascomycota; Eurotiomycetes; Eurotiales; Aspergillaceae. The transcript has a single exon. The record is from RefSeq and is a predicted model, not a curated record. The coding region runs from base 1 to 1275 and encodes 424 amino acids.
AUGUCGCCCACACGCUCGUUCUCGUCACUCGUUAUCGCCGGGCUCUUCUGCUCGUCCGCUUUCGCCGCUCCGUGGAUCAUCACCGAAUAUAACCAGGGCGUGCCGGCCACUUACUACCACGUGGGCGACGAUCUACAUGACACUGCGCACGUCUCCACGAGGAUCGAGGCGAUCACGCCCACCGUGACCUCGCUGCCCGAAGCGCUCUCCACGGUCACCCAAUACAACUCGUACCUCUACCAAACCGAGCCGUAUGAGACAGUCGUUCAAGUACUAUACCCCUCGGGUGUCGGCGAGCCCGCCGACUACAACUACCAAGAAGACUACUACCACUCCACGAUCUUCGUCGUCGACCUGACCUACACCGCACCAACCGGCUGUGCCUCGGACUGGACAACCACGACAUCGACUACAGUCACUGUGCCAGACGCAACCAUUGAGGCCCUGCUUCCGCGCACCAAAACCUCCGCCUCGAUCUCUAUCAAUACCGACUCCGCAUUUCGGCCCACCACUUACACCUACGACUACGUCUGGGUCAACCCAACCCAACUCCCCAGUUCGUCGCUCGCCUCUCUCCGCGACACGAAUUUUCCUACGGCCCUCUACACCGCCGAUAGCUGCGCCUACACCGCCAACAGUGGUGUGACUUACAGCACCAACUCCGGCUACUACGGCGGCUACUAUGGCGAUUACUACUACGACUACUACGGCAUCAGCCCUCUCGCCAUCCUCCUCAUCUCGGUUCUCGGCUGGAUCGUCCUCUGGUUUCUCCUCGGCAUCAUCGAAUCCUGGGUCCGCUUCCGCAGACUCAUGCUGGGCUGGCAAACGCGUCGCGGCUUACCCGUUUGCUGGUGCAUGACCCUCCUCCCAAUUUCCUUGUGCUGUCUCUUCGGCUUCCGCAAGGGCUUCCGCGCCCGGAAUGCAGCUGAUGCCGCGAUUUUGAAACAACGCUGGGACAAGAUGAGUGCCUGGCGCAAGUUUAGUCUGUUUUGGAUCUGGGGAUUCCGCUACAAGUACCCGACUGUCCUCGGUCCGGCCCCGCUUAGGGUAAAGGCGAGUAAGCGGCCUGGAAAGGAGGUUGCGCCGCCGCUUUUGCAGGGGUCGCCCCCGCAGACGGCGGAAGGGGAGCGGGGUGCGUCUGUUUCUGCUGGUGAUCCGGAGAUGGGGCUGGCGAACCCUCAGCCGGUGCCUUUGCAGCCCAUUCCGAGGGCUUUUGUUCCAAGGGCCACGGGGGCGUUGAGGACGGAGGAGAUUGGGCGGGCUCAUUCUUGUUGA